AUGUCUUCCACAACUGCUAGCAGCGCUUAUUUAAAGCCGGAUUAUUUACAGCCGUUAAAUACAACAUCGCUUUCUUCUUCUACUAGUUCGUACGAUUCCAGUCAAAGUCCGCUGGCUCUUCUUGCUCAAACAUGUUCUAGUAUUGGAAAAGACUCACCAUCACCACCGUCAUCAUCAUCUUCAUCAUUCUCGCUAAACACAUCAUCACUGCUACCGAGUACCGCUCCGCCCAUUAUCACAUCUCUCGUCACGAAGUCUUCGUCCAUUCUAUCAUCAACAUCUAAUAGUGACAAAUCGUUAUCAUCUACUAGACGCUCAUCGCCCUCACAGACAAAUAGUACAAUCACAAAUAAAAAGUCAACACUUCCAGUGAAACCUAGCACUAUUAACCCAUCCUCGUCUUUCGUCGAGUCGAAUCCAUUAUCAACUCAUUUACCACCCUUAUUCGAUCCGACAUCCACCGCUGCUGCGCUUCUUCUUCGCUCUUCGCUAGCGUACUUAGCUGCUCAACAACAACAACAACAGCAACAACAACAACAUCAUUCACUUACAUCACCAUGUACAGUUCCAGGUUGUUUACAAUGUGAAACCGUUCGACAUAUUCUCGCUGCUUCCGUCAAUAAUCAACCGUAUGCAUGCCAUUGGUUUUCGUGUACUGCUAGAUUCUCAUCUGCCGAUGAACUCAUUGACCAUUUACGACAUACUCAUACGUCGGCAGGAAAAACGACUUCUCUAAGUUCUCAUCAGCCACAACAUCAUAGUCAUCAUCGUUUUCAUCCAUAUUUCAAACCACCCGUUAUGUUAAACAACAAUGAUCAGUUACCAUUCUUUUAUCCUCACUUAUCUUUGUCACCGAUGACAGGAACAACACGACGCUCGAACAAUAAUACAAACAAUAAUAAUUAA
This is a messenger RNA of Adineta ricciae, 906 nucleotides long. The record is from the annotation of a GenBank genome assembly. Lineage: Eukaryota; Metazoa; Rotifera; Eurotatoria; Adinetida; Adinetidae.